This is a messenger RNA of Lactuca sativa (garden lettuce), 1236 nucleotides long. Its product is annotated as mannan endo-1,4-beta-mannosidase 4. The record is from RefSeq and is a predicted model, not a curated record. Gene Ontology annotation, molecular function: mannan endo-1,4-beta-mannosidase activity. Lineage: Eukaryota; Viridiplantae; Streptophyta; Magnoliopsida; Asterales; Asteraceae. Gene Ontology annotation, biological process: polysaccharide catabolic process.
AUGCCAGGAAAAGGAAAUGCAGUUCUAAAAGGAGAUUGCAAGGGUAAAUGCCACCCGUCAACCAUUAACGAUACUUUUGUGGAGACAAGGACACAUCAUUUCAUGGUUAAUGGAAAGCCGUUGUAUUUUAAUGGCUUUAACGCCUACUGGUUAAUGUGUAUGGCUUCUGAUCCAUCUACAAGGGUGAAGGUCACAGAUGCAUUUCAAGAAUCUUCCAAGAUAGGAAUGAACCUGGUUAGGACUUGGGCUUUUAGUGAUGGUGGCAACAAACCCCUGCAAACCUCUCCCGGUUUUUACAAUGAGGACAUGUUUAAGGGAUUGGAUUUUGUGAUAUCAGAAGCGAAAAAGUAUGGGAUUCACUUGAUUCUCAGCUUGGUUAAUAACUGGGAUGAUUUUGGAGGUAAAAAACAAUAUGUUCAGUGGGCAAGGGAUCAUGGAGGACAAUACUUGAAUAGUGAUGAUGAUUUCUUUACUAACGUUGUAGUUAAAGGAUAUUAUAAGAAUCAUUUGAAGACCAUUCUUACGAGACGCAACUCAAUCACCGGGGUUGACUACAAGGAUGAUUCCACCAUCUUUGCAUGGGAGCUAAUGAACGAACCCCGCUGCCAGUCUGAUCUAUCAGGGAAAUUUCUACAGGAAUGGAUAGUAGAAAUGGCAGCUGAAAUAAAGUCCAUUGAUAAGAACCAUCUUCUCGAAAUCGGACUUGAAGGGUUUUAUGGGGAAUCAAUGCCUGAAAAGAAGCAAAACAAUCCGGGCUAUGAAGUAGGGACCGACUUCAUUACAAACAACGGCGUCAACAAUGUGGAUUUUGCUACAAUCCAUCUGUAUCCCGACCAAUGGGUUCCGGGAGCUAGCGAUGAAGCUCGAGCUAAAUUUGUUGAAAAAUGGAUUAAUGCACAUAUUGAGGAUUGUGAUUCCAUCUUGAGAAAACCUUUACUGAUUGCAGAAUUUGGCAAGUCCUCUUGGUCUUCAGGUUACACCGUAGAAGCAAGGGAUGAGUACUUUGGUGGGAUAUUCAACACGGCCUAUGAAAGUGCAAGAAACCGGGGGUCGUGUUCAGGUACAACUUUUUGGCAAGUCAUGGCGGAAGGAAUGGAUAACUGGGGUGAUGGGUACCAAGUUGUCUUGGACCAAAACCCCUCCACUGCUGCAAUAAUUGCCAAGCAGUCUCAAAGAAUUUCAUCACUCAACUCUUCAACCAACCUAGAGUUCUCUCCCGUUGCUGUUGAAAAAUAA